AUCCUACUAGUGAUCUAGUAGUCUGUGGGUGUGUGCGCGAUCUGAUUUGCCCCUCUUUGUCGCUAACCUUCCCCUCUACACCACUGGACUGUCUCUGGACACCCUCGAAUCUUCCACUGCUUCGAUCGGCGUUUUUGUCAUCAUUCUCGUCCGUCAGGGUUUCAUUCAUUUGCCGUUUUCUUCCCUUAGUCUACGGCUCCAGCCUCCUCCCUGGACCCUUCCCCACCUUCACAGCCCCUUGCUCAACAUUCCCGUAUCCGAAUUUCCGAUUCUAAGCUCUGCCUGCUUCUGUUUCUUCACAUAUCUUCCUUUCGAAAUCAAUCCCUAAUUCCUUGUCUAUAUAUCUAUCUUGACCGACCCUCAUGUCAUACAUAUACAGAGAGCGUGAGCGAGAACGCGACUGGGAUGAACCUCGUUCUCCCGUCACAAUCAAACGUUACGUCAUCUCCCCCGAAGAAGAGCGAGAGCGAGAGAGAGACGUUUUCUACCGACGCGAAGAUCCCGUUGCUGACCGGGAGCUGGUAAUUCGGCGCCCUUCCGACCGAGAGGAUCCCGUCAUGCUCCAACGCUAUGAGCGCGAUGUCGACUACGACUCCCGUAGCUAUGACUAUCGUUCCGAGAGGGACUACUACGAACCUCGAGGUCCUGUCUACGUGAGCCCGCGGGAGUCCGACUAUGAUGUUGUCCACCGUUCAGAAGUGGACCGGGAGCCUGGGUACUAUUACCACCGGCGUGUUCGCGAAUAUGAUAACGACCGUCGUUUCCACCGUGAACUGAGUCCCAGCGACUCGGUGUCCCAGGCUACCCGUCGUCGGGAUGAUCGGGAUGACCGCGAUUAUAGCAGUGAUGAUAGUAUGGUCUACAUUCGCAAAGAGACGCGUGAGUAUGAAGACCACCCACACCAUCGACGUCAUCUGGCCGAGGGUGCUUUGGCCGGUAUCGGUGCUGCAGAGUUACUCCGCAAUCAUCGAAAGAAAGAGGGGGAGGACGUCUCGAAUGGAGUGGGUCGUCUCGGACGGGAUAUUGGUGCUGGCGCCCUAGGCGCUGUAGCUGUGAAUGCAGCAUCCCGAGCUAGAGAUUAUUACCGUAGCAAGAGCCGACAUCGUUCGCACUCAUUCGAUGAUGACCGCAGCUCUCGUUCUCAUCACCGGCAUCACCACCAUAGUUACAGCCACUCCCGGCGCAGUCGCAGUCGCAGUCGCUCUCAUUCUCACUCUCGGGUGAAAACGCUGGCAGAACUUGGCCUCGGUGCUGCUGCUAUUGCUGGUGCUGUGGCCCUCGCUCGAAAUAAAUCCAAAGAUGAGCGACGAAGCCGCUCUCGCCAUCGAAGUCGAUCACGCCACCGCCGUUCGUCUUCUGUCAGAUCUGGAAGGUCUGCUGGUGGCGAAAAGCGUAGCGAGUCGGAGCGCAGAAGGCACAUGGCAGGCGCUGGCUUGGCUGGUGCUGCGGUAGCCGGUCUGGUGGAGAAGGCCCGCAGUCGCUCCCGCUCUCACAAACGUGCGUCUCGAUCUCAUAGUAGGCUCAGGAAGGCUCUCCCUAUCGUAGCAGCUGGCUUGGGCACUGCUGCUGCCACAGGGCUUUACGAAAAGCAUAAAGAGAAGAAAGAAGAGGAAGAAGCUUCGGGCCGCAGGGCGCGAUCCAGAUCUCGAAGCAGGGCGCCUCCCGAAAUCUACCCUGACCCGACACGGGACUCGGCUGGUUUGAUUGAGUAUGGCCAGGACCCGGUUCACGGAAGGAUUCCCACCGCGGAUUACUACGGCCGGCCCCCGAGUCAACAGGCUUUUUACUCUGAUGGUUCUGACCCAGCGGGAUUUGGCUCGUCACGCCACCGCGGCCGCAGCAUUAGCCGCAGCCGCAGCAGGAGCCGGAGCCGUGGUCCGCGAUACAGCAAUAGUCCUUCUGGGUCUGAUAGCGGCGACCGUAGAAGGCCGCGAAAGAAAGAGGAUAGACAUCAUAGCCGGACUCGUGGCAUUGCUGAGGCUGCUCUGGCUGCAACUGGGGUAGGGUAUGCGGCACAUAAGUAUUCUCAGCGGAGGGAGCGCAAGGAGGCGGAGAAAGAUAGGGAACGGCCUAGUGAGUGGCCAUCGAGGGGGUUACAGCAUCAUUAGACUAACACCAGUCGGUUAGGAUUCGAUGAUGACACACGCCAGGGCUCGUAUGGUGAACGUUAUAGUCCUGAGCUGUACUCCCACUCCCCUCUGCCUCCACCAGCGAAUGAACACCAGUACUACCCUAACACCAACCAUUUCCCACCCCCUCCAGGGUCGGCUCCUCGACCGGCUGG
Messenger RNA from Aspergillus alliaceus, 2284 nucleotides. RefSeq names its product DUF3824 domain-containing protein. Bases 363 to 2108 code for a protein of 581 amino acids. The record is from RefSeq and is a predicted model, not a curated record. NCBI's taxonomy places the organism in Eukaryota, Fungi, Ascomycota, Eurotiomycetes, Eurotiales, Aspergillaceae. The transcript is spliced from 2 exons.